Molecule: messenger RNA, 1265 nt
Organism: Mesoplodon densirostris (Blainville's beaked whale)
Lineage: Eukaryota; Metazoa; Chordata; Mammalia; Artiodactyla; Ziphiidae
Product: keratin, type I cytoskeletal 19
Exons: 6
Coding region: 1-1200 (399 amino acids)
Molecular function (GO): structural molecule activity
Source: RefSeq, a predicted model, not a curated record
AUGACUAACUACAGCUAUCGCCAGUCGUCGGCCACCUCGUCCUUCGGGGGUCUGGGCAGCGGCUCCAUGCGCUUCGGGGCGGGAGGCGUCUUCCGCGCGCCCAGCAUCCACGGGGGCUCGGGUGGCCGCGGCGUGUCGGUGUCCUCCGCCCGCUUCGUGUCCUCGUCCUCCGGGGGCUACGGCGGCGGCUAUGCGGGCGCCCUGGCCGGCUCCGACGGGCUGCUGGCGGGCAACGAGAAGCUCACCAUGCAGAACCUCAACGACCGCCUGGCGUCGUACCUGGAGAAGGUGCGCACCCUGGAGGAGGCCAACGGCGACUUGGAGGUGAAGAUCCGCGACUGGUACCAGAAGCAGGGGCCCGGGCCCGCCCGGGACUACAGCCACUACUUCAAGACCAUCGAGGACCUGCGGGACCAGAUUCUUGGUGCCACCAUUGAGAAUUCCAAGAUAGUCCUGCAGAUCGACAACGCCCGUUUGGCUGCAGAUGACUUUCGAACCAAGUUUGAGACGGAGCACGCCCUGCGAGUGAGCGUGGAGGCCGACAUCAACGGCCUGCGCAGGUUGCUGGACGAGCUGACCCUGGCCAGGACCGACCUGGAGAUGCAGAUCGAGGGUCUGAAGGAGGAGCUGGCCUACCUGAAGAAGAAUCACGAGGAGGAGAUCAGUGUCCUGAAGGGCCAGGUGGGUGGCCAGGUCAGCGUGGAGGUGGACUCCGCUCCUGGCAUCGACCUAGCCAAGAUCCUGAGCGACAUGAGAAGCCAAUAUGAGGUCAUGGCUGAGAAGAACCGGAAGGAUGCUGAGGCCUGGUUCACCAGCCAGACCGAGGAGCUGAACAGGGAGGUCGCUGGCCACACGGAGCAGCUGCAGAUCAGCAAGACGGAGGUCACCGACCUGCGGCGUACCCUCCAGGGUCUGGAGAUCGAGCUGCAGUCUCAGCUCAGCAUGAAAGCUGCCCUGGAAGGCACGCUGGCCGAAACGGAGGCUCGCUUCGGGGCCCAGCUGGCGCAGAUCCAGGUGCUGAUCAGCGGUGUCGAAGUCCAGCUGAGCGAUGUGCGUGCCGACACCGAGCGGCAGAACCAGGAGUACCAGCACCUAAUGGACAUCAAGUCCCGGCUGGAGCAGGAGAUCACCACCUACCGAAACCUGCUGGAGGGCCAGGACGCCUACUACAAGGACCUGUCCAUCCCGAAGGUCCUCUGAGUCUGGCAGCCUCCUGGCCUUUGUACCCUGCUGCAGAGGGAUUGCCCUGGGUAGGGGCAUGGGAG